GGCAGCGGCGGCAGCGGCGGCGGCAGCGUGGAAACCGGCGUUGGCUGGGGGGUUCGGGCCGCGGGGGGCAGUGCCAUGCACAAGCACCAGCACUGCUGUAAGUGCCCCGAGUGCUACGAGGUGACCCGCCUGGCCGCCCUGCGGCGCCUCGAGCCUCCGGGCUACGGGGACUGGCAGGUGCCAGACCCCUAUGGGCCAGGUGGGGGAAAUGGAGCCAGUACGGCAUAUGGGGGCUACAGCUCGCAGACCCUGCCUUCGCAGGCGGGGGCCACCCCCACCCCACGCACCAAGGCCAAGCUCAUCCCCACCGGCCGGGAUGUGGGGCCAGUAACCCCUAAGCCAGUCCCAGGCAAGAGCACUCCCAAACUCAAUGGCAGCGGCCCCAGUUGGUGGCCUGAGUGCACCUGUACCAACCGGGACUGGUAUGAGCAGGUAAAUGGCAGCGAUGGCAUGUUCAAGUAUGAGGAGAUAGUGCUGGAGCGGGGCAAUUCCGGCCUGGGCUUCAGCAUUGCAGGUGGCAUUGACAAUCCCCAUGUCCCUGAUGACCCUGGCAUCUUCAUUACCAAGAUCAUUCCUGGUGGAGCAGCUGCCAUGGACGGGAGGCUAGGGGUGAAUGACUGUGUGCUGCGGGUGAAUGAGGUGGACGUGUCAGAGGUGGUGCACAGCCGAGCUGUGGAGGCGCUGAAGGAGGCGGGCCCUGUGGUGCGGUUGGUGGUGCGGAGGCGACAACCCCCACCUGAGACCAUCAUGGAGGUCAACCUGCUCAAAGGGCCCAAAGGCCUGGGUUUCAGCAUUGCUGGGGGCAUUGGCAACCAGCACAUCCCAGGGGACAACAGCAUCUACAUCACCAAGAUCAUUGAGGGGGGUGCUGCUCAGAAGGAUGGCCGCCUACAGAUCGGGGACCGGCUGCUGGCGGUGAACAACACCAAUCUGCAGGAUGUGAGGCAUGAGGAAGCUGUGGCCUCACUGAAGAACACCUCUGAUAUGGUCUAUCUGAAGGUGGCCAAGCCAGGCAGCCUUCACCUCAACGACAUGUACGCACCUCCUGACUAUGCCAGCACUUUUACUGCCUUGGCUGACAACCACAUAAGCCAUAAUUCCAGCCUGGGUUAUCUGGGGGCUGUAGAGAGCAAGGUCAGCUACCCUGCUCCUCCUCAGGUUCCCCCCGCCCGCUACUCUCCAAUUCCCAGGCACAUGCUGGCUGAGGAGGACUUCACCAGAGAGCCCCGCAAGAUCAUCCUGCACAAGGGCUCCACAGGCCUGGGCUUCAACAUCGUGGGAGGAGAGGAUGGAGAAGGCAUUUUUGUCUCCUUCAUCCUGGCAGGAGGCCCAGCUGACCUGAGUGGGGAGCUGCGCAGGGGAGACCGGAUCUUAUCGGUGAAUGGCGUCAACCUGCGGAAUGCAACUCAUGAGCAGGCUGCAGCUGCUCUAAAACGGGCUGGCCAGUCAGUCACCAUUGUGGCCCAGUACAGACCGGAAGAGUACAGUCGCUUUGAAUCGAAGAUACAUGACUUGCGAGAACAAAUGAUGAACAGCAGCAUGAGCUCUGGGUCUGGGUCCCUCCGGACAAGUGAGAAGAGGUCCUUGUAUGUCAGGGCCCUGUUUGAUUAUGACCGGACACGGGACAGUUGCCUGCCAAGCCAGGGGCUCAGCUUCUCCUAUGGUGACAUUCUGCAUGUUAUUAAUGCCUCUGAUGAUGAGUGGUGGCAGGCAAGACUGGUGACCCCACAUGGAGAAAGCGAGCAAAUCGGUGUGAUCCCCAGUAAGAAGAGGGUCGAAAAGAAAGAAAGAGCUCGAUUGAAAACCGUGAAGUUCCAUGCCAGGACGGGCAUGAUUGAGUCUAAUAGGUCGAUCAAAACGAAACGUAAAAAGAGUUUCCGCCUCUCUCGAAAGUUCCCAUUUUACAAGAGCAAAGAAAACAUGGCCCAGGAGAGCAGCAUACAGGAACAGGGAGUGACAUCCAACACCAGUGACAGCGAAAGCAGCUCCAGAACCAGACAGACCCAUGGAUCAGAAGGACAAGAGGAUACUAUUUUGUCAUAUGAGCCAGUGACUCGGCAAGAAAUUCACUAUGCAAGGCCCGUGAUCAUCCUGGGCCCAAUGAAGGACAGAGUCAACGAUGACCUGAUCUCAGAGUUCCCACAUAAGUUUGGAUCCUGUGUGCCACAUACUACGCGGCCUCGGCGUGAGAAUGAGGUGGAUGGGCAGGAUUACCACUUUGUGGUAUCUCGAGAACAAAUGGAGAAGGACAUUCAGGACAACAAGUUCAUCGAGGCAGGCCAAUUCAAUGAUAAUCUCUACGGGACCAGCAUCCAGUCCGUGCGGGCAGUUGCAGAGAGGGGCAAGCACUGCAUCUUAGAUGUUUCUGGCAAUGCUAUCAAGAGGCUGCAGCAAGCACAACUUUACCCCAUUGCCAUUUUCAUCAAGCCCAAGUCCAUUGAAGCACUUAUGGAAAUGAACCGACGGCAGACAUACGAACAAGCAAAUAAGAUCUAUGACAAAGCCAUGAAGCUGGAUCAGGAGUUUGGAGAGUACUUCACAGCCAUUGUACAGGGUGACUCACUGGAAGAAAUUUAUAACAAAAUCAAGCAAAUCAUUGAGGACCAGUCUGGGCACUACAUUUGGGUCCCAUCCCCUGAAAAACUCUGAAGAAGCCCCUCCAUCCUUUCUCUUGUGAACAGAAGAAGUCAAGCCCCUCUUCCCUCCUCCCUCUUCAUUCCUGACCCCAUGGGGAGAACAAAUGACUACUGUUCUUGUCCCCUUUUUUAGAUAUGUCAAAAAAAAUUGAGUUUUCUAGUC
Messenger RNA from Myotis myotis, 2799 nucleotides. RefSeq names its product discs large MAGUK scaffold protein 3 (gene DLG3). Gene Ontology annotation, cellular component: postsynaptic density membrane; neuromuscular junction; neuron projection. The coding region runs from base 76 to 2649 and encodes 857 amino acids. Gene Ontology annotation, molecular function: kinase binding. NCBI's taxonomy places the organism in Eukaryota, Metazoa, Chordata, Mammalia, Chiroptera, Vespertilionidae. The transcript is spliced from 21 exons. Gene Ontology annotation, biological process: chemical synaptic transmission. The record is from RefSeq and is a predicted model, not a curated record.